AACUGGAGAACGUUUGGGCAGCAAAAGAAAGGCCGGACAGUGCUAACUCCGAUCUGUUCGCUCUAGCCCCAAACGAUAGAGAACCAUGGCUUCCACCGUCUGGGGCAGUGCCCCCUGGUGGGGCCCGCCACCCCCAGCCCCAGCCCGGCCGCUCACGGACAUCGACUUCUGCUCUGGCGCCCAGCUGCAGGAGCUCACCCAGUUGAUUCAGGAGCUGGGUGUUCAGGAGAGCUGGAGUGAAGGGCCAAAGCCUGGAGCUGAUCUUCUCCGAGCCAAGGAUUUUGUCUUCUCUCUGCUCGGUCUAGUUCACCGCCAGGACCCUCGUUUUCCACCCCAGGCAGAACUCUUGCUGCUUCGCGGUGGGAUUCGCGAAGGCUCCCUAGAUUUAGGGCAUGCCCCCUUAGGUCCCUACGCCCGGGGACCUCAUUAUGAUACCGGCUUUACACUCCUUGUGCCUGUGUUUUCUCUGGAUGGCACUGGGCCUGAGCUGUUACUAGAUCUGGAAUCCUGUUAUGCGUGGCUCCGCCUUCCAGAGCUGAUGUACGGAAUUUCGGUCCGGGAGGCCUGGCAGGAUUGCCUAGGACCCCCUGUCCCAGAAGAAAGUGAUUUGACUCACCAAACCCAUGGCGAAGAGAAUCCCACUGAGCAGGAAAGCGCUGUAGACCAGUCACAUGACCAUGUCCCUGAGCCUGAGCCUCACACAUCUGUGGAAAAAUCUAGUAACCUUUCAGGGCCCCAAUCGCCUUACAAUGACAUGAAUCUUGAAACUCCUGAACCAUUGAAAACACUGAGUAGUGACGCCUUGGAAGCCGAUGAAAGACCAGUCCCAAAGCCGUCGGAGGCUCCGAAGGCAUGGCCCACAUUAUGCCCUACCCAAGUGGCUGCAUGGUUCUUCGUUAAGCUGACUGAGGUCGCUGAGUCCCUGAUCCCGGUCCCGGGCGCCCCGCGGUUAGUUCACGCUGCUCGCCACGCGGGUGUUACCACGGUCCUCCUGGCAACUCCGGAGCCCCCACGCCACCUCCUGCUCUUCGACCUGAUCCCGGUGGUGACUGUGACAGGCUGGCCUGACAGCGCUCGGAGCCACUCGUGGGCGGGUCCACUGGCCUCCGAGUCCGCUUCUUUCUACCUAGUGCCGGGCAGCCUCCCUGAGCAGCAGGGCACCCCUGGAUGGCAGCUGUGCUUCGCCCGCCAGGAGCUGGCGCUCAAAGCGCGUAUCCCCUCGCCGCUGCUUCAAGCACACGCGGCGGCCCAGGCGCUGCUGCGCCCGCUGGUGGCGGGGACACGGGCCGCCGCGCCCUAUCUUCUGCGGACCUUGCUCUACUGGGCGUGCGAGCGGCUCCCUGCGCUCUACCUGGCUCGGCCGGAAAAUGCCGGCGCUUGUUGCCUUGGGCUACUGGAUGAGCUAAGCCGAGUGCUCGAGGCCGGGACGCUGCCUCAUUAUUUUUUGAGCGGCCGAAAGCUCUCUACCGGAGAUGGCUCCGCUGCCCUGCGCGGGGCUUUGGCCCAGCUCCGCGGAGACCCUGCCCAGGCCUUGCGUGAGGCGGUGGAGGAAGCCAAGGCUGCCCGCAAAGGGGGCGGUUUAGCGGGCAUAGGGGGCGGAACCCAUUAAAGAUUCUACUCUGACGGACU
Microtus ochrogaster (prairie vole) is the source of this 1629-nucleotide messenger RNA. It is a transcript of the gene Tmem102, whose product is annotated as transmembrane protein 102. NCBI's taxonomy places the organism in Eukaryota, Metazoa, Chordata, Mammalia, Rodentia, Cricetidae. The record is from RefSeq and is a predicted model, not a curated record.